Molecule: messenger RNA, 1119 nt
Organism: Neomonachus schauinslandi (Hawaiian monk seal)
Lineage: Eukaryota; Metazoa; Chordata; Mammalia; Carnivora; Phocidae
Product: core histone macro-H2A.2
Exons: 8
Coding region: 1-1119 (372 amino acids)
Biological process (GO): nucleosome assembly
Cellular component (GO): nucleosome
Molecular function (GO): structural constituent of chromatin; protein heterodimerization activity; DNA binding
Source: RefSeq, a predicted model, not a curated record
AUGUCGGGCCGGAGCGGGAAGAAGAAAAUGUCCAAGCUGUCCCGUUCAGCCAGGGCCGGUGUCAUCUUCCCCGUGGGGAGGCUGAUGCGUUACCUGAAGAAAGGGACCUUCAAGUACCGGAUCAGCGUGGGUGCUCCCGUCUACAUGGCGGCAGUCAUCGAGUACCUGGCAGCGGAAAUUCUAGAACUGGCUGGGAAUGCUGCAAGGGACAACAAGAAGGCCCGGAUAGCUCCGAGACACAUCCUGCUGGCAGUGGCCAAUGACGAGGAGCUCAAUCAGCUGCUAAAAGGAGUGACCAUCGCCAGUGGAGGUGUCCUGCCCAGAAUUCAUCCUGAACUGCUGGCCAAAAAGCGAGGGACCAAAGGCAAGUCAGAAACUAUCCUCUCCCCUCCCCCAGAGAAAAGGGGAAGGAAGGCGACGUCAGGCAAGAAGGGAGGCAAGAAAUCCAAGGCUGCCAAGCCACGGACGUCCAAAAAGUCCAAACCAAAGGACAGCGACAAAGAAGGAACUUCAAAUUCCACCUCUGAAGAUGGGCCAGGGGAUGGAUUCACCAUUCUGUCUUCUAAGAGCCUUGUUCUAGGGCAGAAGCUGUCCCUGACUCAGAGUGACAUCAGCCAUAUUGGCUCCAUGAGAGUGGAGGGUAUUGUCCACCCAACCACAGCCGAAAUUGACCUCAAGGAAGAUAUAGGGAAGGCCUUGGAAAAGGCCGGCGGCAAAGAGUUCUUGGAAACAGUAAAGGAGCUUCGUAAAUCCCAAGGCCCUUUGGAAGUUGCUGAAGCCGCUGUCAGCCAAUCCAGCGGACUUGCCGCCAAAUUUGUCAUCCACUGUCACAUCCCUCAGUGGGGCUCCGACAAAUGUGAAGAACAGCUUGAAGAGACCAUCAAAAACUGCCUGUCGGCAGCAGAGGACAAGAAGCUCAAGUCCGUGGCGUUCCCACCAUUCCCCAGCGGCAGAAACUGCUUCCCCAAACAGACGGCCGCCCAGGUGACCCUCAAAGCCAUCUCGGCCCACUUUGACGACUCGAGCGCGUCCUCGCUGAAGAAUGUCUACUUCCUGCUCUUUGACAGUGAGAGCAUUGGCAUCUACGUGCAGGAGAUGGCCAAGCUCGACACCAAGUAG